GGCGAUCAGCUGGAGAAAGGAGCGCAGGUGAUGGAUGGGCCGGGAGUGGGGAUUUAAAGACUCUUGGAGCCCGCGUCUUUGACACAGUCUCCCCCGAGAGCGAAUCUCCUGGGUUGCUGCCUGGUUGAAAAAAAUAUUUGGAGAUCAUCCCAUUCCACAAUAUGAGGUGAAUCCAAGGACCACAGAGAUUCUGUAUCACCUUUCAGAGCGCAACAAGGCCCGGGACAGGGAUGUCUCCCUGGUAAUAGAGGACUUAAAACAGAAAGCAAGUGAAUAUGAAUCAGAAGAGACCUAAAGAUUCGUCAUUGCCUAGGAAUGGAGCUAAACAUCUUCAAGACCUUCUCAUGGAGAGUGUGAAUUUUUCCCCUGCUAAUCUCUCUAGUGCCGGUUCCAGGUAUCUGAAUGCUUUGGUUGACAUUGCCUUGGUGCUUGAAACAAAGGAUACCUCACUAACUAGUUUUAUUCCUGCAGUGAAUGAUUUGACCUCUGAUCUUUUCCACACCAAAUCCAAAAAUGAAGAAAUCAAGCUUGAGUUGACAAAACUUGAAAAUAAUCUAACUGGAACUUUAGUAUUAGAAAAACGUCUACAAGAGGAUCUCAAGAAGGCAGAGCAGCAUCUCUCUACAGAAAGGGCCAGAGUCAACCAUCGUCUUCAGAACAUGGACUUCCUAAAAGCAAAAUCAGAGGAGUUCAGAUUUAGAAUCAAAGCUGCAGAGGAACAGCUUUCAGCCAGAGGCAUGGAUGUUUCUCUCUCUCACCAGUCACUAGUGGCGCUGUCAGAGAAACUGGCAGAACUAAAACGACAGACUAUACCUUUGAAGAAAAAAUUGGAAUCCUAUUUAGAUUUAAUGCCGAAUCCAUCUCUUGCUCAAGUGAAAAUUGAAGAAGCAAAAAGAGAAUUGGAUACCAUUGAAGCUGAACUUACACAGAAAGUGGAGAUGAUGGAACUGUGACCACAGCCAAAUGAACGUCGUUUUUCCCAACAGGAUAAAUUGAAUAGGAUUUCAAAGAAUAUUUUUCCUCUUGGCAUUCCUUAGUAACUUAAUUUCUGUGCUCUUAGAUGAGAUAAUAGCAUCAUUUUUGAUAGAAUACUGAGUGUUCAUAUUAAAAAACAUUUUCUCUUUUUUUUUUUUUGUUUUUUAUAAAAAAGCCUUUUCUCUUGGUUGGUUGUUUUCUCUGUUGCUGGUAGAUAAGUAUCCUUCAACAGAUGCAUUAGGUGAACGUCAUGCCAGCUGUCACACAUCUGCUCAGUGGGUCAGGUGACGUGAGAGGGAAGGUUCCACGACUCCAAUUAUGUUUCUCCCACUCCCUUCCCUCUCCUGGGUUCUGCUGUUGUCUUUUCUCAUCAGCUCACCUGCCUUCCUCCAAAUGUUAAUAUAUGCAGGAAUUUUAUUUAUGGAAAAGAACUUUUAAAUCAAUAGUAGAAAAAUGGAUAAUUCAAUACAUGGUGCUGGAUCCAUACUUUAUACCUUAUGUCAGGAUGAACUCCAAAAACCAAAGGUUUAUUUGCAAAAAAUUUUAAAAUAAAGGUAGUACAGUAAGUCCCUGGGUUUUGACAACUCACACUUGCCCUUUAAUACUGUGUAAAUUUGUCCUCACUCUGAAAUGACUGAACCAACGCCUACUUGGAAUAAAUUCUUCAUCACCGGCAUCUUCACCUGCUGCACAUGCAGCUUUUAAAUCAUGUUGCAGUAACAUAAGGCUAAAUGAGAACCGUAUGCACUGUUCUGACUUACCUACAAAUUAACUUAAACACGGGAACAGAUCUCAGUGGUAACACCAGGGUCUGCCUAUAUAAUCAUAAUAUAUAAUAUUACGUAUAUCAAUAUGGUAUAUGUUAUAUACCCAGAAAAACCCCAUUGCCAUCGAGUCAAUUCCAACACAGAGCAACCCUGUGGGACAGAGUAAACUGCUCUGUAGGGUUUCCAAAGCUGUAAAUUUUUAUGGAAGCAGAUUGCCACAUCUUUAUCCUGAAGUGUGGCUUGUGGGUUUGAACCACCAACCUUUUGGUUAGCAGCUGAGCACUUUAACCACUGUGCCACCAGGGCUCCUUAUGUGUUUUAUAUAUAUAUAUACAUAUAAAAUAGAAAUCAUAGGGAGAGUUUUAAUGUCUUGUUUCAUAAAUAAUCUUAGGUCAGAAACAUGUAACCAAAACCCAGGAGCCAUAAAUGAUUGAAACAUUUGAAAUUUUUGAAGUAUUAAAAACUAUGCAAAUUAAAAACCGCAAUGAGAUACUGUUUCAUUCCCACUAGGAUGGCUAUGAUAUUUAAAAAAAAAAAAAGGGGAAAUAGCAAAUGAUGGCAGAGGUGUAGAGAAAUUGGAAUCCUGCCCCUUUGUUGGUGAGAAGGCAAGAUGAUACCACUGCUGUUGAAAACAAUUUGGCUGUUUCUCAAAAAGUUAAACCAAUUACCAUCUGACCCAGCAAUUCCAAUCCUAGGUAUAUACCCAAAAGAAUUGAAAGCAGGAAUGCAAACAGAAACCUGUACACCAAUAUUCAUUGCAGCACUUUUCACAAUAGCCAGAAGGUAGAAACAAUCUAAAUGUUCAACAGAUAAAUGGAUAAACAAAAUUUAACAUAUCUGUGUAGUGCAAUGCUACUCAGCCGUAGAGAUAAAUGAAGACCUGAUACAUGCUACAACAUAGAAGAACUUUGAAAACAUUACGCUGAUUGAAAGCAGUAACAAAAGGACAAAUAUUGUGUGAUCCCACUCGUAUGAAAUAGGCAGAUGUAUAGAGACCAAAGCUUAUUAAUGGUUACCAGAAGUGGGAUUGGGAGGGUAGGGCGGAGAGGAAGUCAUUGCUUAGGGGACACUGAGUUUUUGUUAAUGAUAGAAUAAUUUGGAAGAGGGUAUGGUAAUGGUUGCACAACAUGAUGAGUAUUAUCAGUAUCCCUGAAUUGUACAUGUUAUACACAUCUUUACCACAAUUUAAACAAAGGAGGGUAAAGUACUGUGUUAGUACCCUAGUGCUGCUGUGGGUGGCUUUAAGGAACAGAGAUUUAUUUUCUCACAGUUCUGGAAGGUAGAAGUCCAAGACAGAGUGUGGGACGUGUUGAUUCCCUCUGUGAGCCUUUCUCCUAGUUUCUGGUAUCUGCCAGUAUUCCUUGGUUUUCCUUGGCAUUCUUGGGCGUCUGUCUUCCCUGUAUGUCUCUGUGUCUAUUCUGCUUUUUUUAUAACUCAGAACUGCCAGGAGUUCAAGCUAGAUUCAGAAGAGGAUGUGGAAAAAGGGAUAUCGUUGUCCAAUAUCUCUUGUCUGAAAGCAGAGAAUACCAGGAAGAUGUUAAGGUGUGUUUUGUUGACUAUGUGAAAACAUCUGACUGUGUGGAUCAUAGCAAAUUAUGGAUAAGAAGCUGUACUAUAUGAAGAAGAACAUGGCAUCAGGAUUGGAGAAAGAUUUGUUAAUGACCUUCCAUAAGCAGAUGAUACAACCUUGCUUGCUGAAAAUGAAGAUGACUUGAAGCACUCAUGAAGGUUAAAGACCAUAGUCUUCCGUAUGGGUUAUGCCUGAAUGUAAAGAAAAUGAAAAUCCUCAUAACUGGACUGAUAACCGAGAUCGUAGUAAAUGAAGAAAUUGAAGCUGUCAAUUAUUUCAUUCUAUUUGGAUCAACAAUCAGUUGUCUAUGGAAUCAGCAGCCAAGAAAUCAAAUGACGAAUUGCAUUGGGCAAAUCUGCUGCAAAAGACCUAAGAUUUUAAAAAGCAAAGAUGUAACUUUGAUGACUAAGGUGUGCCUAACCCAAGCCAUCUUUUUUUUAAUUGCCUCACAUGCAUGCGAAAGCUGCACAAUGAAAAAGGAAGAAGAAUUGAUGCAUUUGAAUUGUGGUGUUGGCAAAGAAUAUUGAAUAUAUUUACUGCCAGAAGAAAGAAAAAACCAAUUUUAGAAGAAAUACAACCAGAAAGCUCCUUAGAAGCGAGGAUGGUGAGACUUCAGCUAGCUUACGUGUGCAACGGUUUGUUCUGUUAUACACAAGGUCACUGACUUGAUAGUAACUAACAACAACCUGCAUGUUUCUUGGAAAUACAUACAAGGGUAAAUCCAAAAGUAUUGUUAUAAAAUUAUAGAAA
Molecule: messenger RNA, 4062 nt
Organism: Loxodonta africana (African savanna elephant)
Lineage: Eukaryota; Metazoa; Chordata; Mammalia; Proboscidea; Elephantidae
Product: HAUS augmin-like complex subunit 1
Exons: 10
Coding region: 276-953 (225 amino acids)
Biological process (GO): centrosome cycle; spindle assembly
Cellular component (GO): HAUS complex; cytosol
Source: RefSeq, a predicted model, not a curated record